AGAUGGUUGGUAAACAAUUGUUCAUCAGUUAACUCAUUUGAAAAACAGAACUUCAUUUCACUUUAGGGAGGAAGAUGUCACGGGCCGAAUGCUUUGCAAUUCGAUCCAAAAGUUUACGGCCCGGCCCAAAACCUUAUGAGUACAGUCCUUGAAGCCCGAUCCUAUGUUAUGCUUGAAGGACUUGGGCUUGAGAAGGUUGUUUGGACUUCAAUAUGGGCUACACAACUCUUAAAUUCUGUAGUCUACUAAUCAAGAUAAAGGAGGACAAAAAUAAGCCCAUCCUUGAUCCGUAGUUCCCAGGCCAUGGUGAAGAAACCUAGUGACAGUGUCACAUUAUAUAAUAGUCACUGGCCUAACUGUCUAAUCUUGAGUCUUGGACACAGUUGCUUGAUGGUGACAAAUUCACCUCGCACCAAUGUAAGGUCUAUAAAGGACUUUUAUUUUUAUUUUUAGCUUUCUCACUUUGAAUUGUAGAAAAUAAAAAUGCCAAUUCAAAUUCAAUUCACCCACGAUUUACUUUGGGAGAUCAGUUAGUUUUUUUUUUUUUUUUUUUUUCAAGCAAAUUAACCUUUAAUUAAUCUCAUCCGGUUUUUACACCAAAUGUAGUAAUCUAAUGAUAUUUUUUUAUCUUCUAAAAUAAAUGGUUCAGAAAGUUCCAAAGUAAAAGGAGAUUUUUUUUUAUAAUUAUUGAUCGUAUCAUUGUAAAAUACCUUUAAACAAUACUAUUGAAGCGACUUAAAACUUACAAUUUUUGCUUUGAAAGAAAAAAUAAUUCAUGUUCACAUGGUCAAUGCUUUUCAAGCAAGAGAAGUAGAGGCAAGUGACAAGUUUUGCUUGAUGGUGAAGUAGUGAUCUCCGAGCAUUUACGUUUCUAUCUUACAAAGUAGUAGAUGAGAGUUCAAAUCCUUGUAAAAAAUCUCUGCAUAACUUUUCUCAAUUAAUCAGAGAAAAAUGAAAAAAAAAAAAAGCUUAAAAAACAUAAAAGUAAAUUUAUUUGAAAUGAUUUGGUAGGCACAUGACACCUUCCUAAAGAUUAUAUUUGAGUUAAAAAAAUGUUUAAUGUAAAUAGCAGGUUUAAAUUUCUUGAAAAUCAUUUUUGUUUUCAUGAUUUUUGAAAAUUACUUUGAGAUAAUUAAAUAAAAAAAUCCUAAGUUCAUUUUCCUUUCUCCUUUUUCUUUUUCAUGUCCUACCAAAUGGUAGAGGAGAAAAAUCUAAAAUUUCUACACAUAUAUUUCCUUUCCUCCCCAUUCCUCUAUUUGCUUUAUAUUUUUUGUUCCUUUUUGGUUUUUUUUGGCCUUUUUGAGUAAGUUUUUCUUUUCUCCGAUUGUCCUUACUCCUUCCCUCCUCUCUCUCUAUCUCUCCUCUUCCAUUUCCUUCGUUCUAAAACAUAUAUAUCAUCGCUUCGCUAACCAGACAUAUGAUUCAAAUUUUAAAGAUUUCUGUUCCAAGACAAAAUAAACGAUUAUCACCCAAAGAUUCAAUUUUCAGAAGAAUAGUUUGUUCCAUCUGACAAAUGACAAUCUAGAAAAAUGACCAUCAAUUCCAUAACCAAACAACUACCUCCUCCUCUGCGUUCAAGUCCAUUUCAAUGGCAUUCUCUAACCUUUUGCGCUUAUUGGGCAACACGCGGUCAGUUCUCAGAGGCAGAAUAGUCCACGCCAAGAUAAUCACAUCUGGGUUUCACCCAGAUGUUUAUGUAAACAACCAUUUGUUAUCAAUGUACUUGAAGUUUGAUUGUAUCGAGGAUGCUCGUAAAAUGUUCGAUAAAAUGCCUGAACGAAAUCUUAUUUCGUGGACAACCUUGAUCUCUUGGUAUUCACAAAUGGGUCUUGCAGAAGAAUCUUUGAAUUGUUUUAGACUGAUGCUUGGUGAUGGUUUUUAUCCGAACCAUUACACUUGUGUUAGUGCUAUAUCUGCUUGUGCUAGCAUAGGGGCUAUAAGAACUGGAAAAGAAAUUCAUGGAAUGAUUUAUAGGUUGGAGCAAGAGAUGAAUAGUUUUGUUAGUAAUUGCUUGGUCAAUUUUUAUGGGAAGUGUGGGUCGUUGAAAUCAGCUCGGUUAGUGUUUGAUGCAAAUUUGGAGCCAAAUUCAGUCUCUUGGACUUCACUUCUUUCGUGCUAUUGCCAGUGGGGAGAAAAUGUGGAGGGGCUAAACAUUUUCUUGCGGUCUCACAAGGCGGGAGUGAAGCUUAAUGAAUUUUGUUGUGUGAGUGUGCUGGGGGCUUGUGCUGCAUUGGUCAAAUUAGAAGUUGGAAUGCAGGUGCAUUCGCAUGCUGUCAAGUGUGGUUUUAGAAUGGAUCAGUUUGUUGUGACUGGGUUGAUAAAUUUUUAUGCAAAGUGCAGUGAAUUAGACCUAGCCCGUCAAGCAUUUUGGGAGGUAGACAAGCCACACAUGACAGCAUGGACUGCACUAAUAGGAGGAUAUACUCAACAAGGGAAGGGUAGAGAGGCCAUUGAUCUUUUCUGUAUGUUUCGCUCUUCCGGUCUCAUACCAAGUGAGAGAACACUUUCAUCUGUGCUUGGAGCCUUUUCACAUGCAAUGGAAAUCAAUGUUGGGAAACAAAUUCAUUCUUUAAUCGUAAAAUUUGGAUUCGGUUCAUUUACAUUUGUCAGCAAUGCACUUCUGGACUUUUACUCAAAAUGUGGGCUUCUCGUGGAAUCUUUGAAGGCUUUUGAAGAAAUGGAUGCACAUGAUAUUGUCUCUUGGAACACACUGAUCUCUGGAUGUGUGAAUUCAGGUAGUUUUAAAGAGGCCAUUGAAUUUCUUCAUCGAAUGUUGUUUGAAGGGUUUGAUCCUAAUCUUUACACAUAUUCUAGCAUUUUGAGCUUCUGCGGGGAUCUCCCGGCUGUCGAAUGGGGCAAGCAAACCCAUUGCUGCAUUAUGAAACCUGGGUUUGAUUCCAAUGUGGUUGUUGGAAGUGCCCUCAUUGACAUGUACGCUAAGUGUGGACGGCUGAGUGAUGCUCGGAAAGUUUUUGAUAAUCUUCCUUCAAAGAACUUGGUUUCUUGGAACACUAUGCUUGUGGGAUACGCACAGCAUGGGUUCGGGAAAGACGCUUUACGUAUCUAUGAUAUGAUGCAAAAAAAUGGGGUUAAACCUAAUGAUAUCACAUUUAUUGGAGUAUUAUCUGCCUGUGGGCAUGUGGGACUCUUAGAGGAGGGAUUGCAUCACUGGAAUUCCAUGACCAACGACUAUGGAAUUGCCCCAAGGACGGAUCACUUAGCUUGUGUUGUCAGUCUAUUGGCCCGUAAAGGACAAACAAAAGGAGCUUUGGAUUUCAUAAGGAGUUUUCCCAUGGAGCCCGAUAAGGUGGUUUGGCGUUGUCUUUUGUCAAGCUGCAAAUCUCACAAAGACAUGGCUUUGGGGAAAUAUGCUGCUGAGAAAAUUUUGAGCAUCGAUCCAGAUGAUACCUCAGCCCAUGUCAUGCUAUCAAAUAUUUAUGCAAAGGCAAAGAUGUGGAAUGAAACAGCUCAAAUCAGGAAGCUAAUGAAGGAAAAGUCAUUGGAAAAGGACCCCGGAUAUAGCUGGACUGAGUUGAAGAACAAGAUAUAUUCUUUUUCUGCAGGUCAUAAUGCACAUUUUCAGGGAUAUAGUGUACAUGAAGUUUUGGGUGGAUUGACAGCCCAGUUGUUUGAUGCGGGAUAUGUACCUGAUACCAAUUUGUCAUUGAAUUAUGCGGAAUAAGUGAACUGGAAUAAUGGACUAAGUAUUUGGCGAUAAAACCUUCGACUUUUGGCUGGAUUGUCCGCCAAUCCAUCCACAUAUGAGGAGGAAAGGACUCUACCUUGGGAGAAAGCAUUAACAAGUUAGAAGUGAUGCUGAUUUGUAUGAAGGUAGUCACUAAAUCCAAGGCUACAUCAUGUUAUGAAGAGUUGUAAAUUUAGUGAGACCACCAAAUGAUUGAGAAGCUGGUGAUCUGAAGGAUUCAUUAAAAUGUUAGUCUGCCGAGAUAUCCAAUUCUUGGACCAGCUCUUGUUAACUAUUUUAAAGACAGUUGCUGGCAUAAUUGAUAUGAACUUGCUUCCUUCUUAGACUUGACUCUGUACAAUCUCCCUCAAGAACUCUCAUCCUCGGGCUCUGGAGAAGUAUAAGGUCCUUUCACAACUUCUUCUUCUUUCAGUAUGAGUGAACUUAUCUCGUUCAAGGGAUUAGUUUGCCCUAUUUGACCUGGACUUGAAUCUUGGAUUGUCCAAUCACUCCUCUCUGGAGCUGAUUUGCUGAUAUCUUAGCUCCGAUUGUCUUCAGCAUGGGAAAUCACCAGGAAUAUGAAGAACUAGGAUUAAAUUCUCAAUUGAAGAAUGUCACUAGACAAAUGUCGAAUGCAUUGGAUAUAGGUUGUGGUUAUCGCAAAAACAAAAGUGAGCUGCGGCAAGGGAAGUUCAGUAAGAUCAUUUGCAGCCCCAAUCAUAUUGAGAUCAAGAAUAGUUUCUCUUACGGCUGAAUGUGAUUUAACUGCAUUUUUCUGAUGGGAAAAAUGGCUGCCUGAGUGUCGGAGUUGUGAAACAGCAUGGCAUAUGAGUUGCAUGCCUGAACUUCUUGAAGAUUAACCCUAUUGUCCUUGAGGAAAGCUAAGAAGCUAACAAGUUCUCAUCAGCUGGAUUGUAUUGUAUUGUCCACUAUAUGUCGACUGAAAAUGGAACGCAUUUAAAGAUCUGGUGCUAGGUAUACAUUUGAAGCGUCCUUGACUAACACUUUCGGAGCUGAUGUGCAAAGUACAUUAGAAACUAUAUUCUUCACUUGAAUAAAUAAAUUAUUUUCUUUUUGGUUUUGUGGUGAACUAUUUUUCAGACGCACAAAUUUUAAUGGACAUACUACCCACCUUCACAUUGAGAAAGUGUCUUCUUCUUUUCUUUUUUUUUUGGUAAUGAUUUUCUAUCAGAAAAACUUCUGUAAAUCCCAGUAGAAAAGUGUAGAACAGUCAUGUAUGGAUUUAUUUAUACAUUUUAUAUCACACAUAAAGAUGCUUUUCUCUCUCU
This is a messenger RNA of Cornus florida, 4974 nucleotides long. RefSeq names its product pentatricopeptide repeat-containing protein At2g27610-like. Lineage: Eukaryota; Viridiplantae; Streptophyta; Magnoliopsida; Cornales; Cornaceae. Gene Ontology annotation, molecular function: RNA binding; protein binding. The record is from RefSeq and is a predicted model, not a curated record. Gene Ontology annotation, biological process: RNA modification. The transcript has a single exon. The coding region runs from base 1589 to 3682 and encodes 697 amino acids.